AAUCCACACAGCCUGACACCUGUCUGGGGUUGCAGACUCAUCCCACGCAGGCUGCGCCCAGCGCCGCCUCCCGCAGCAGAGGCACGGGGCAGCCCGGUGGAGCUCCGGGAGCCCGGCUGCACCGCGGCACCGGCGCCGGCGCGGCUUCCUGGCUUCACCAGCCAACGCCAAGGUGUACUUGGGAUAAAGCGAGAGGCUUCUCACGAGAGGCGAUGGCUUUUUCCUCGUCCGCGUUUUAGCCGAGGAAGGACAAUGGAAGAGACGGAGGACAUGCUCUACAGCUCGCCUAAACCAACGUUUUUACUUGCAGAGACUGUUAUGGUAAAUAAGAGAGACCGACGUGGAAAUGCAGCGCUAUCGCGUAUGGAGGUUCGGGGCUUGGUUUUGAAAUCCAAGCCUUGCUAAGGAAAAAUUCCCUAAACUUGGGUUUGCAUUUGCUGGAAAGGGUGUGAAGAAACUCGAUAAUUAAAACUUGCCGCAGUCAUUUCUCAGAAAACACUGGCUCCACCGCUACGGAAUUAGAAAAUGAAUAAAUGCUGAGAGCGCAAGAACUCACCCCAGAUCUUCCAUUUUUGUCUCCCUCAAGCGUUUUGUCCUGUGCCUCCGCUUGCUUUUGCAGAAUGUUGCUUCUCCCCCUUCCAACGAGGGGGAGCCGUGCCCACGGCCCGCGGCGCCGCGGCGGCGCGCGCCCACAAACGUAGCCCGGGAAAAGGGCCCACCCGCCGGGCUCGGGAAAGCCGCACCUCGCCAUGAACGGGCCGGGAGCCCCGGGCAGCGCCGGCCGUGCUCGGAUCGCCGGCGGAUCGCCAGGCAGACGCCUUCCGCUCGGCCACGACCCCCGUGCCGGGUGCUUGGCUUCGUGGGCUUCGAUCCGGAGCCCUGCCUCCGGCGAUGGUGCCGGCUGCGUGGAUCUCACGGCCGGCGAGGUGCUCCGCAUCACCCAGCACCUGAGGAACAUCGAUAGGAGACUGCAGAACUUCCGCGAGCUCUUCCGAAAAGGAGAAGUUAUUUCAGCUUCUGCUGAAGCCAAACUGGCAGAUUUACUGCAAGCCGUCUCCUCCUUCCUGAAGACGUACCCUGCUUUGACCGGGGACGCCAUCCAGCCUGCCGUCGCAACCCUUAUCGCCAACAUCAACGGUCUCGACAAUCAAGAGAGGACCCCUGAAAGUAGGAAGCGGUACAGUGAGAUAUUCCGGGGCCUGGAUGCCAUAGAAAUCUCAAUUGGAAAUGCGACCAUUGACAUGUUCAUCGGCGAUGCUGACGGCACCGACGACGCAGACCAGGCGGCGGAAAGAGAGGCCGUUCCGUUGAAUGAGAGUUUCUGCAAGAGCAAAACCAGUUCAGAGAAGCCAGCGCAGGCAGACAUGACAGUUCAGGAGGCAGACGAAAUGCUGAUAAAAUGUGAAGGCGGCAUCGACGCAGCCCUCGAAUAUGCCAAAAUGUGGUGUAAAUACGUCAAAGAGCUUCUCAGCUGGAUUGAAAAACGCCUGAGCUACGAGACAGAGUUUGCCAAGGGGAUAGUGAAGAUAGCGGAAUCGGGACGAAACGCCAUCUUCCAACAGCACAACAUGCCUCUUCGGAUGCUCUAUACGAUGGUCCUGGAACAUGACAUAAAGGUUGGGAGUUCAGCUAGUGAGACUGCAGGCUUGCUCCAGCAGAAGGAAUUCUACCAGCCUCUGUCAGCCAAGAAGAAUGAAAUUGAGAAAUGGAGGAAAGAAUUCAAAGAUCAGUGGACAAAGGAGCAAAAGAGAAUGAACGAAUCCUUGUCGUCCCUGCGCAAGUCCCGCCUGCAGUACAUACAGCGCUGCGAGGAGCUGGAGAAAGCAAAGCACCUGAGCGCCAAGGCGGAGGACGAAUACCAGAGCACAGCCAUCACCAACCCCGGCAGCGCCAGCAAGCUGCUGGAGAAGCGGCGUCGUUCUUGCGAGGAGGCACAAGCCAAGGUUCAGGAAACGGAAGCUUUGUACAAGACGUGCAUCAACGACGCCAACUUUCGACAGCAAGAACUGGAGAAAGUACGAGCGCGGAUCGUCUCCCAUAUUCGGAAGCUCAUUUACCAGGGCGAUGAGGUGCUGAUGUGGGUCACUCUAAGGAUGUUCAAGCAGCGGCAGACUCAGUCAGAACCGAUUCCAGUGGAAUACCAGGUCCUGACCGAGCUCUGCAAGCCAUACAAAGCGGGUGAGAAAUACCUGGGGUUCAUUCAGGCUCUGCAGAAGAAAGACAUUCACGUGGAAGCGUUUGAAUUCGAGCCACUCACUGCUGGAGGGCAGAGGUCCCCUCCCAGCAGCAAAAAGAAGACGGCAUUGCAUUACACCGGCCCCUCUUCCACAGCAAAGGAUGCGAGCGCUCCAGAAGACACAUCCAGGAAGCAGUUCUCCACAAACGGUGAACAGAGCGCGAACAAAUCCCUCUGCAGCGACACAGAAAGCCUCGGUGGGAGCUGUGAAUCCCGAUCCCUGGACUCUCCCAAUUCUAGCCCAGGAAACUCUAAUAGGAAAUUGUUGAAAGCUCCAUCCACCGGCACCAUGUCCUCCUCAGAUGAUUUUGAAGAGAGAGAUUCCUUGCAAACUUUGGAAAACGAAAACGGUACAUCCCAACAUCAGUUUAAGAACGUCCUCCUCUCCAGCGCAGCGCAGACCCACCGGCUCCGGAAGCUGCGGGGACCAUCCAAGUGCAGGGAAUGCGACACCUUCAUGGUCAGCGGCUUCGAGUGCGAGGAGUGCUGCCUGGCCUGCCACAAGAAGUGCCUCGAGAAUCUCCUCAUCACCUGUGGCCACAAGAAACUGCCCAACCGAGUACCUCUUUUCGGCAUUGACUUCACACAGGUUCCUCGAGACUUCCCAGAGGAAGUUCCCUUCAUAGUGGUGAAAUGCACCUCGGAAAUCGAAGCCCGCGCCCUCGGGGUGCAGGGGAUCUAUCGGAUAAGCGGAUCCAAAGCCCGGGUGGAAAAGCUGUGCCAGGCAUUUGAGAACGGACGGAGCCUGGUAGAGCUUUCUGAGCACUCCCCCCACGACAUCACCGGGGUCCUGAAGCAUUUCCUGAAGGAACUUUCGGCACCGGUGCUGCUGUCCCAGCUCUACAACGAUCUCAUUGCGCUUGCCAAAGACCUGCAAAAACCUGGGGAGGAAAAGUCGGACUGCGCCGGCUUCCCUUCGGACCCCAUCCAGAGCAUGAAGUACUUGCUGAGCAAAUUGCCUGGAAGCAACUACAACACCCUGCGGCACCUGAUUGCACACUUGUACAGGGUGGCAGAGAAAUACGAAGAGAACAAGAUGUCCCCAAACAACCUGGGCAUAGUAUUUGGGCCAACUCUGAUCCGGCCCGGCUCAGGGAGCGACGUCUCGAUGUCGUGCCUCGUUGACUCUGGGUAUCAAGCCCAGAUUGUGGAGUUUCUCAUUCAGAACUACGAAAGCGUGUUUGGGAUGGAUGACCUGCCGCCAUCCUUAUCCCUUGGAUGUGAAAAUCCUUCGCAAGAAGCAUCGACAGAAAAGGAUGAGGGACCUCAGAGCCCAGACACAAUCCAGAAUAUAACUCUAGAGAAUUUCUCCUCCAAGCAUGGUUUAAAUGUGGACUGUGUCUCUGAUAACUCGUCUUCCAGGGAAGCCACCAAUGAGCUGACUCUGGAGGGAGCCCACAGUCGGUUAAGCGUGGAUGCCCUAGAGACGAAUACAAGUAUCGGCUCUGAGCUGGAGGACCUGGAGGACUCUGUGCAGGAAAAGACGGACAGUGAUUCGGACGCGGUCGUAGGGACCCAACCCAGAUGCCAUUUCAGCCGACAGCCCGUAAAAUAUAUUCGAACGCAGGCAAAAACAAAGCCAGUCAUUCCCAAGCCUUCCAGCUUGCCCUUGAGGACUAGCACAUUAGCCAACGUGGCAACAGAGUCUGGUGCAGAAGGUAACCCUCCCGACAGCAGCUCCACGACAAAGGACGGCCCGGAGGAGAGCGCUAGGGGCAGGAACACCUCGGCCGACACAGGCACGCUCAAGCAGCGCUCAGGAGGGAGACAGCAGCUCAGGCAUUUUGAGAUCACGCAGGAAACAGCCAGGAUUGUCUCAAAGUUCAAAGUCGAUGACACUUCUGUGUCCCCUGAGCCUUCCCUGGAGGGCGUGGGAUCUCCUGAGAAAGCAGAGGACCCCAACCCAGGGACAUACCUAUAGAAAAAGAACCCCUAAGGGUAACAGAUAAUAGCAACGGAAAGGGAGGGAGGAGUGAAAUCCCACACCUGCCGAACAAAGGAAUAGCGAUGGGGUGAGAAUAACACCCUGUUAUCAGGCUGGAGAAAAGGCACAUGCUGUGAACUACCUGGCAGGCUUUCGGCUCACCCAGGAUUUGCUUUUUAUUUGUUAGCAAACCCAAAUGAGCGAGAAGCAGCAAGGCCAGUGGCUCGCGCUCUCUCUCUCCCUGGAACACGCCCUGCUUAGCGCGAAGGACAAUGCAAGUAGUAGAGGGAACACAGAUUGCCGGGCUAGAAAGAUGCAGCCAGGAAGGAGGCAACUGAUAUGUAGGACGUCAGACAGAAAACGUGCCCAAACGGUCAUUUUCUGGCAGCUGCAACAAGCACUGAUUUUUCCUGUUUUUAUUUCACAGCGUUUUUGAGCGUAAUUCACUUUUUGAGUGUAAUAGAACAGGGUACACGGGCAAAGCUCACGUACUCCGGAUCCUUCAGCUUCCGUUGCCGGAGCUUCGACUUGCUAGUCAGCGCAAAGCCAUGCUGUAAAGGGAAAAGACACUGCCGUACUCCGAGCCGGACCCCAUUUCUCCAGCACAGGAAUUCCAUUCCCCUCAAAGCACGCUGAGCUUCUGCAAUAAUUCCACGUGAAGCCGCUGCUGUCGUGAAGGCAGCAAACCCCCAACCUCCAAGAUGAUCUCUUGGGUCUAAGAUGAGGUUGCUCGGGCUUGCUGGGUCUCCAGCUCACCUACACGUGGGUCACCCCGAUGCUCCUUCCUGCCUCCCUGCAGUGGAUUUUCUCUCCGCCAGGUUCUAACCUGCGGACAGGGAGGACUCUGUCCCAUAGUGCCAUCUCGUGACGCGUGCACGGGGAAGGCAGGCUUCCUGCGCUGCUCGUUCACAGGAUGGCUUUGCAUUACCGCACGGGCAGCAUUACAGAUUUCCUUGGUGUUUGGCUGCGGACGCAGCACGAAAAUUCAGACGAAAACAUAAAAACUUCCGCACUAGGGCACAUUUCCGUCGUUACCAUCGGCAACAAAGACGUUCGGAGACAUAUGACGACGCCGGAGCUAAAUGCGAAAGGAAAACAUUACGCUUUCCCCAAAGAGCUCAAGAGGUUAAACAAUCCCCUUUACAAGUUUCUUUUGUCUCAUUAAAAGACUGUUAAAAUACAGGACCAAAACCUGAAGUUGUAAAAGAAACGCUGAGGGUCUGUUAGCAUUUGUACAGUUCAGGCCAAGGAGAGUUCGCAUCUCUGGAACAGUGUAUAUUUGUUAAUACAGUGCUUUGAAUUCUUAAAUAUUAAAUUAUCUUGUACUGGAAAACCG
Phalacrocorax carbo (great cormorant) is the source of this 5496-nucleotide messenger RNA. NCBI's taxonomy places the organism in Eukaryota, Metazoa, Chordata, Aves, Suliformes, Phalacrocoracidae. The record is from RefSeq and is a predicted model, not a curated record.